AUGUCGUCCACGGCAGAUGCCCGAGGUUGGGGGCGGCGGUGGCAUCCCUGCAAUGCGCUUGGCACCGGCUGCCCCGGCUGGCGCUCGCCGAGUCCAUGUGAUCCGGGGCUCGCUCUCUGCCACCGCCGGUCCCGCCGCCGGCACAGCGAGGGAGCCACAAGGUCGAGCCAGCGGCCCCGGCAGAGCUGCCCCAGCCCCGGGCAGGGCUCCCCGGCACCGGCUGAGCUCCCCGGCCUCCUCCGUGACACCAUGCCCCGCGGGAAAAGGGACCCGGUGCUGCUGUCCCCCGCCGAGGGCGAGGGUCCCCGCGCGGCUGGGGACGGCCGGCGGUCCGCGGAGGAGGAGGAGGAGGAAGAAGAAGAAGACGGACACCUCCUGGGGCUGCCCCGCGACGAUCUCACCAAGAGCGUGUCCAGCUCCUCCGUGUCCUCCUACCACUCCGCCCUGUGCUCGGACGGCACGGAGACCUUCAAGGACUGCCUGGAGUUCCUGGACGAGGAGGGAUCGCCCGGCCGGGCUGCCCCGGGGCGCUGGGCUCCGGCGGGGGCCCCCGGCGUGGCCCCGCCGCCCGGCCCCCUCGCCCGCCCGCAGCGGGCUCAGCUGUCCAGCGCGGCUAAGAAUAGCCCAGCUCCGGGCCAGGGGGGCAGGAUGGUUCCCCUCGGUGGGGACCGGCAGCCCGUGCCGGCCGCGGCCGCCGCCGGGGAGCCGGCCGUGCCCCGGCAGCCCGGGGCGAUGCUCGUCGCAGUUCCCAGCGACUCGGACGAGGUGGAUGGCGAGGUGCAGGCGCUGACGGCCAGGGCUUUCCGCAGCCUCUCGGGGCUCCCCGGAGCUCGCCUCGACAUGUGCAGCUCCCACACCUCCUCCAGCCUUUCCAACUCGCUGUCGGAGGACGGCGGGCGGCCGCGGCGGUGGCCGGUGGGCGCCGGGGAGCCCCGGGGAGGGCCGACAGCUCUGCACGGCAGGGUGGGCUGGCCUUUCCCCGCCGGCGUGGACGGGGAGCUGCUGGGCAAGGAGCAGUUCGAGUGCGUGGACGUGGAGCUGGAGAGCGGGGAGGCCAGGAAGGGCCACGGCAAGAAGAGGACGGUGCCCAAGCGGCAGAUCCUGCUGAAGAGGAAGGAGAGGAAGGAGACGGGCUUUGGCCCGCGGGGGGAUGGCCCAGCGCCGCAGCCUCCUGCCAGGAAGGAGCCCCCCAGCAAGGGCAGAGCCGUGGGCGAGGACUUCAGGCUCAACUACCAGCAGUUCAUGAAGGCGGCGUCCCUGGGCACCGACAGGACGAGGGCGGCCUCGUGCCUGGUGAAAAACGUCCUGGCCAAGAAGAUGCAGUACGAGCAGCGGAUCAAGAUGGAGCAGAAGGGGCUGCGGGGCAGCUCGACCUCCUCGGGGCCGUCUUCCGCCGGCACCGACCUGCCGGGGGAUGGUCUGGAGGGCAAGUCCAGCUCGCUGUCCCGCUCCGACUGCAGUUUCUCGGCCGAGGACCUGCGGGGCGGAGGGAUGCCGGUGGCCACGGCGGCCGCGGGGAACGCCACCACCACCACCAGCCACCCCACCAAGGGCGUGGUGCUCAGCGAGGCGACUAGGGAGACUGUCUGCAACCUGAGGAAGACGUUCAACGAGCUCAACCAGAGGAUGAAGUACCAGGAGGUGCUGGAGGGCCGCUGGCUGCCCGCGGCGGCGGAGGAGCACACGUCGGAGAGGAUCUGCUACCAGCGAGCCCGCGCCUUGUUCGAAGCCCAGCCUGGGGUGGGGAAGGUGCUGGAUGUCGCCCCCCGGUUUGCCAGGGCGCCGAGGCCGUGGCCCAGCUUGAAGGAGCGAGCCAUCGGUCCCAUCCAUUCCCAAGCCCUGCCCUUCAAGGCCGAGAGCCGGGCGGUCGCCUCCGCCCCGCCGCGCCGCCCCUUCGCCUCCUCCCGGGCGCAGGAGGCGAGGACGCUGCCGCAGAGCCAGCCGGAGAAGCCACCAGCAGCGCCCCGCCGGCCACCCAGCCCCGGCAUCCCGGCACCCCGGGGGUCCCCGCCAGCCGCGCCCCCCAGGCCAGAAGAUAAGGGGAAGGCGCGCGUCCCGCAGCCCCGGGACGUGCGCAAGCUGGUCAAGAGCAGCUAUAGCCUCAAGUUCGGGACUGCCGGCUCCUCCCGCGGCACCGCGGCACCGGCGAGCAGCGGAGAGCCGCCCCCGGCCACCCCUCUGGUCAUCCACUGCACCUCGGUGCGCCGGGAGCCAGCCCCCGAGCCAGCGGCUGAGGAGGUGCUGGCAGCCCCGGCGUGUACCGAGGGGUCCACAAAGCCCCCCGGCAGCCGGGCCGCGCCCUCCCACAGCUCCCCCAUCAACAUCACGAGGGUCCAGGCCACGCGGAGGGGAGCGGUCCCCACGGAGGAGCCGCCGGCAUCGCCCCCUCGCCGGGAGCGCAGCGAGCUCCGGGUGCCCCCGCGGGCAGAGCGGGUGCCACACGUGGAAACCCAUCUGCACGUCCUGGUGGGCCGGCCGGGCCUGGCGGCCAGGGAGAGCUCCCCUGGAGCUCUCCUGCGGGCAGAGAAGACCGUUCUGCUGCCUCCGCCACCGAGCAGUCCCGCGGAAGGGAAGGAGCAGCGCGGCCGGGGCAGCCCCGGAGCGCUCCGCGCUGCCGAGGGGCCGGAGCCGCUGGGACAGCGGCGCCGCAGCGGGGACAGCCGGGACCCCCGAGCCGGAGCUGCGGCCGAGCCCGGCGGCCGGAGGGUGUCGGUGGGAAGUGCUGGGGGCUCUGCCGGUGGCACCGGCCCCGCAGCCCCGCUCCGAGCCGCCGACCGCAGCGAAGGCUCCCCUGGGCGGCUGCCGGAGCAGAGGGAGGCCUGGGAGCAUUCGCCGCAGCGGCCAGCGGCUACAGAGCCCUACCCGCCCGCUGGCCUGGCAGAGAACUCCAACUACUUGGCAAUCCCCGAGAGAGGCCUCAGACCCACGCUGAUGCCAAAGCUGUCCUUGGUGCCCAACCCGGCCAGUGCAUCCGUUGGGACCCCCUUUGUCCCCAGCCCAGCCAGUGCCUCUUUUGGGGCUCCCUCAGCCCCCAACCUAGCCAGUGCAUCCUUUGGGACCUCUAUGGUCACCAACGUGACCAGUUCAUCCUUUGGCUUCCCUUCAGCCUCCAGCCUGGCCUCCACAUCAUUUGGGAGCCCCUUGGUUUCAAGUUCCAACAAGUCUUUUGGGGCCCCUCUGGUCCCCAACCUGUGCAGCACAUCCUUUGGGAGCCCCUUAGUACCCAAUCCAACCAGCAUAUCCUUUGGGAACCCCUUGGUCCCCAAUUCAUCCAGCAUAUCCUUUGGGCCUCCAUUAGUCCCAAAUGCAUCCAGUGCAUCCUUUGGGAGCCCCUUGAUCCCCAAUUCAUCCAGUGCAUCCUUUGGGAGCCCCUUGAUCCCAAAUCCAUCCAGCACAUCCUUUGGGAACCCCCCGGUCCCCAAUCCAACCAGUGUGUCCUUUGGGAACCCCUUGGUCCCCAAUUCAUCCAGCACAUCCUUUGGGCCUCCAUUAGUCCCAAAUGCAUCCAGUGCAUCCUUUGGGAGCCCCUUGAUCCCCAAUUCAUCCAGUGCAUCCUUUGGGAGCCCCUUGAUCCCAAAUCCAUCCAGCACAUCCUUUGGGCCUCCAUUAGUCCCAAAUGCAUCCAGUGCAUCUUUUGGGGGCCCCUUGAUCCCCAAUCCAUCCAAUGCAUCCUUUGGGUCCCCACUGGUGCCCAAUCCUUCCAGUGCACCCUUUGGGUCCCCCUUGGUACCCAAUCCAUCCAGCACAUCCUUUGGGCCUCCAUCGGUCCCAAAUGCAUGCAGUUCAUCCUUUGGGUCCCCCUUGGUCAGUAACCCAGUCCCCACUUCCCUUGGGCACCCAUCCAUCUCCAACAUGUCCAGCUCUUUCUUUGGAUCCCCUUUUGUCCUCAACCCAGCCAGCACUCUGCUGGGAACUGGUUCCUAUCCCCUUCCUAGUGGGGAGGUGCCCUGGAGCAAGCGCAGCCCUGAGCCCCUGCUGCCCCGAGCCCCCGAGGGCCCAGCUGCUGUGGAGCCCCCAGCCCAGCCCCACCUGGAGGAUGCUCCUCAUUUCCUCAGGAGGACCGAUGGCCCCUCGCCGAGUGGGAGGAGCAGACAAAGCCCCCCCAAGCCCUUCUCCGCCCCCCAGCCCGCCCAGCGGAGGAUGCUCGUGGAUCCCAGCAGCGGGAAGUGCUACUACAUGGAACCGCCGCGGCAGCCCCAGAUGAAAACGCUCUACGACCCCGAGACCGGGCAGUACCUGGAGGUGCUGGUUCCACCGGUGGCAUCACACACCGGGCUCUACCAGGCAGAUUUCAACCCCCUUCUCAUGGCCCCGGGGGUCUGUGGCCCACCCUACGCACCCUACGGCGGCUUCCCGGGGCUCCCAGCACCGCCGCCCGCCGCCCCCUCCCCGCCGCGCCCCUCGCUGCCGGCUACCGACACCCCCGGGACCCCCGGCUCGGCUCCCAAGGGCGAGGGGCCGUCCCCUGCCGGGGCUCCCGACUGCGGCUACCUGGAGAGCCUGUACUACAUCCCCACGGGGAUGCGGGCCAGCCCCGGUCCCGAGCAGCCCCCGGGCCGCUCCAGCCCCGCCGCGCCCGAGGGGUCGCUGCUCCGGAUGUGA
Cinclus cinclus is the source of this 4602-nucleotide messenger RNA. It is a transcript of the gene PROB1, whose product is annotated as proline rich basic protein 1. The record is from RefSeq and is a predicted model, not a curated record. The coding region runs from base 1 to 4602 and encodes 1533 amino acids. The transcript has 2 exons. Gene Ontology annotation, cellular component: nucleoplasm. NCBI's taxonomy places the organism in Eukaryota, Metazoa, Chordata, Aves, Passeriformes, Cinclidae.